Messenger RNA from Dovyalis caffra, 1185 nucleotides. The record is from the annotation of a GenBank genome assembly. NCBI's taxonomy places the organism in Eukaryota, Viridiplantae, Streptophyta, Magnoliopsida, Malpighiales, Salicaceae.
AUGGCUGUUGGAGAGAAUGCUAGUGCUGAUUUGGGAAAUAUUAGUGUGGACUCAAGUGUAUCAUCAUCAUCAAAUGAUCAGGAUCAUCACAAUCACAACAACAAUGUUCUGAUUCAGUACAUGAAGGUUUCCCAGGUGGGUCAUCACCAUAAUCAUCAUCAUCGGCAGAGAUCAAAUGGCGGGGAGAGUUACAAGAGGGAGAUGAGAGAUUUGCAGGAGUUGUUCUCUAAGUUAAACCCCAUGGCUGCUGAGUUUGUGCCUCCUUCACUUUCCCACGAGACCAGUUUUGGUACAGCUAAUGGGCUUGAUGGACUCAUUGGAGUUAAUGGGGGGUUUUAUGGCAGCAACAACAACAACAACUUGAUCGUAAAUGGAAAUGGCUUCGACAGAAAUGGACAAGUUAAUGGAGAUGCUGCUAGAAGAAAGAAAAGUUAUGGUCAAGUAAAGCGUAGAAUUAGUAGCAGGACAAGCAUGGCUCAACGGGAGGAUACAGUUCGCAGGACUGUGUAUGUCUCUGACAUUGAUCAACAGGUCACUGAGGAGCAACUAGCAGCGCUAUUUAUUAAUUGUGGACAGGUUGUGGACUGUCGUAUCUGUGGUGAUCCCAAUUCUGUACUUCGUUUUGCAUUUAUUGAGUUCACUGAUGCGGAAGGUGCACAGGCUGCCUUGAGUCUGUCUGGGACGAUGCUUGGAUACUACCCUGUGAAAGUGCUGCCCUCCAAAACAGCUAUUGCACCAGUUAAUCCAACCUUUUUGCCCAGGAAUGAUGAUGAACGUGAAAUGUGCGCAAGAACUAUCUACUGUACAAAUAUUGAUAGGAAUUUUACUCAAGCAGAUAUUAAACUCUUUUUUGAAUCACUCUGUGGAGAGGUGUAUCGCCUGAGGCUGCUAGGAGAUCAUCAUCAUCCUACUCGUAUUGCUUUUGUGGAGUUUGUGAUGCUGGAGUUUAGGGAAGUACUUGGCAAGGUAAUAAAGGAUUCUAGGGGACAAGGUUCUUUCAAAGAGGGACUCUAUGCUCUUGCAGAUUCUGAAAAGGACAUAGGACUAUUUAUAAGUGAUGAAGUGGCUGAGAGCGCAAUAGCUGCUCUCAAUUGUAGUGGUGUGGUUCUGGGUUCGUUGCCGAUAAGGGUGAGCCCAUCAAAGACACCUGUGCGGCCACGCGGUCCUCGUGUUUCUGUGCUUUGA